AUGUCUGAACUAUCUAAUAGUGCGGCCGCCAUUGUCGCCAACGCGACCAAGAAGCUUAGAGAAGAAGGCGAGGUUGCUAAGAGUCGUCUUUUGGAUCAGCAAUUUCAUAUCACACUAACCGGAGCCAUCCGCUUGUGUGUAGGUCGUUAUGCAGACCCCUUGGUUCCACGGAAGACGUCAGACCCUCAGUUUUGGCCAAAGGAUGUGACUCUAGAAAUGGAACAAAGAUGGCUGGCUAUGAUUAAGGAGCAUCGGUCCGUUUAA
Messenger RNA from Trichoderma gamsii, 264 nucleotides. RefSeq lists its product as hypothetical. Bases 1 to 264 code for a protein of 87 amino acids. The transcript is spliced from 2 exons. Lineage: Eukaryota; Fungi; Ascomycota; Sordariomycetes; Hypocreales; Hypocreaceae. The record is from RefSeq and is a predicted model, not a curated record.